GGCCGACCUUCCUGUUCUCGACGACGACGACGGAGCCGCUGCUCGCCCACUCCCUCCUUUCACUUCACGUUCUCUACUUUACGCUCCUUCAACCGUGAAUCCAACGGAUGGCAAACGGUCACGACAAAAUUCGUAGCGGGCACGCCGUUGCCCCGCACGGACAUCGUAAACGCGACUCGUGCGCUACCGGCGGGUUCUACAAAUCUCCAAGUGCAGCGGCCGUGGUCGACUCAUCGGAGCCACUUCAAAUCAGCUGGGACACGUCCUGCUUGGAUACAACUGCUGUCGAUAUUUAUCUGUUCGCACCCCUCGCUCCCACCCCACGGAUCCACAUCUGGCAAAACGUCGAUUAUGCGUACGGACGCUACAAUGCCACCCUCCAGCCGGCUUGGUGGAACUCCACCAAAUCUGUGAGCCUGCAGCUCGAGAUCAUCGAGUCGGGCAUGCCGACCUUCAUGGCCACCCUUCCCAUUGGCCCCAUGUGGAACGCUACGUACGGCGGAAAUCAGGAUGCGUCUACUAGCAGUGACACCGCCUCUGGAUCCAUCGCCGAGAGCGUCAAUAACGUCCCGAAACAGGGCUUGUCAAAGGGCAAGGUCGCUGCAGCGGUAAUCAUGACGCUACUUGCCGUUGCCGGUAUCGUUGCAGGCGUGUAUAUCUGGCGCAGUCGCAAGCGUGGACAGCAUAAGCGGAAGCGGUUCAGCGUCGCGGUGGACAAGCGUAUGUCGACGAUAUCUACAGAUUGGAAGUCGGUUACCACUGCGGGUGCGACACAUGCCAUCCGGAAUAGCGUAUACAGCGGAGACCGGACCUCGUCGAUUGACGGUGGACAGCCGGAUUUAUACAGUGCAGCCGAUCGCCAGUCGCGCGUGUCCCGGGUGUCGUUCGCGCCAGAGACACGUCCGACCUCGGAUUACCGCCGCACGCGCGCAUUCCAUACCGGUCACCUUCCCCCGCUCCCGGAUUCUAUGAUGUCACCUGCAGAAUUGUCGCCAACGCAGACCAUCGGGCCAUUCAGUCUCAGCCUUGAAGACGUCCAUGCCCAUAUGUGGGGACAAGAUGAGACACAGCCAAGCUUCGGUACCUUCGCCCCGCUCUAUCCAAUGCCCGAGCCUGAGUUGCCGACCCCGCCUGCGCCCGUUCUCCAGGCUCCUUCGGCUCCUCAAUCGCCUAUCCUUGGCGCAAUGCCGAUGCCGUCUAUUCCUGGCAGCACCAUGUCGCCGGAUGAUAUGCUUCGCGCGUAUGCCGAACGUUCCUUCCGCUCACCGCCGCCUACUUCCGCCACUCCACCACCUCUCAAUGGCAAUGGCAUGCGACAGCUCUAUUCGGAGAACCCGACCACGGUCGAUUCUUUUGGACUUGGCCAGGGCGUUAAUGACGACGACGCUCCGAGGGGUAGCUUUGCGGUUUCGGAGGAGAGUCGAUAUGGCGUUGAGAACGCUGAACACGGUUCCGCUAUGUAA
This is a messenger RNA of Fomitopsis serialis, 1463 nucleotides long. RefSeq lists its product as uncharacterized. Lineage: Eukaryota; Fungi; Basidiomycota; Agaricomycetes; Polyporales; Fomitopsidaceae. The transcript is spliced from 5 exons. The record is from RefSeq and is a predicted model, not a curated record. Bases 108 to 1463 code for a protein of 451 amino acids.